Molecule: messenger RNA, 213 nt
Organism: Metarhizium brunneum ARSEF 3297
Lineage: Eukaryota; Fungi; Ascomycota; Sordariomycetes; Hypocreales; Clavicipitaceae
Source: RefSeq, a predicted model, not a curated record
AUGGAGGGUGAUAUCCAGACGCAUGAAGUUGAUGCUGAUCAAAAACCUCUUGCUCAUCCGGGGGGCUAUCUUCUUCCUGCGUUGUUCAAGAAGAGGUUGUUCUUGUUCAUCCCACAGAUUGCGAGGCAAGAGAAGAAGGGAGAGGAUCAAAAGCAGAGUUUGGCGGACCAAGCAAACGAUGUUGAUGGGCCGUCCAAGGCGGAGGAGUUUUAG